This is a messenger RNA of Alternaria rosae, 1129 nucleotides long. RefSeq lists its product as uncharacterized. The transcript is spliced from 2 exons. The record is from RefSeq and is a predicted model, not a curated record. Bases 1 to 879 code for a protein of 292 amino acids. NCBI's taxonomy places the organism in Eukaryota, Fungi, Ascomycota, Dothideomycetes, Pleosporales, Pleosporaceae.
AUGUUAGAAAAAGCCAUCAAAGCUAUAAAUACGAAGAAAGGAAAAGGGCUGACGAGGUUUGCCGGAGCCUGGAUAAACCACCCUGGCGGAUACACGAUGAUGGCGGAACACAUCGCUGUAAAACCGCAUACUGGCAUUUAUCGCCGCUUCGAUGCGCUCAAUGCGCGACACAUCCUUUACCUUCAAGCUGAGCUUUGUAUCCUGGAAAGGCGUCUACGAAAUGUCGAGCGAGCAGACCAAGGGAAAGAUAAAGGUGGACUGAAAUAUGCAGUUGACUUUGAGCGCAUGCUGGAAACACCGAACGACGAGGAUCAGACCCAACUAGAACUGAUCAUGGAGAUGCAUGAGAAGCUACAUCAGUACAACGAAGCGAUCAUACAGGCUCUCACAAUUCGUCAAAUUCAAAAGCCAGAUAAAUUUGACCUUGUCGACCUCCAGGCAUUUUUGGGUAGCGCCGACAUGGACCCUGAUUAUCUUGAAGGCGAAGAUCGGACAACUUGGGGCUCACUCGAUGAACCUUGCCAUUACGCCUCGGAUCUAAUCGCCAUUGAUCCACGAAGGAAAGGGGACGACUUUUCCCGUUUCGUCUCGGUGAAUGCGGUACAUUUGUUCAAGUGUGGCCUCGGUCGCUUGACGAAGGAUGAUAAGCAUUUGGGCCAGCGGGUGUACUACGACUCAACGGUCCUGAAAGUGACAUCUUGGAUAACAUGUAUCCUGGCCUCAAUGCUUCCGAUUGCGUCGGUACUGGUUCUGGUACAUCUGGAGUCGCUGAAGACUAAGUUGUGGGUGAUCGCUGCGUUCAACAUUUUAACCAGCGUGUGUUUGCGGACCCUGACAGAGGCCAAACGAGCGGAAGUUUUCGCUGUAACUGCUGCGUAAGAGUUGUCCUUGUCUAUUUUGAUGUUGGCUGACGAUAAUAGAUUUGCUGCUGUACAAGUCGUGUUCGUAGGGACAGAUUGCGACACAGGUUCCGCUGUCUAGAGUGUGAUAUGGCAGUUGCGCGAGUUCUUUUUGUGUCGCUGUCAAAACUGAUAGACCUCCGUAGCCUUCAACAGUACCGAUUACAACAGCAAAAAGCACAGCAAAUCGCUUGUAUACGGAAUAUUUUACCAUGACAGUCACUACCAAG